Molecule: messenger RNA, 842 nt
Organism: Saccostrea echinata
Lineage: Eukaryota; Metazoa; Mollusca; Bivalvia; Ostreida; Ostreidae
Product: dnaJ homolog subfamily C member 30, mitochondrial-like
Exons: 1
Coding region: 112-786 (224 amino acids)
Source: RefSeq, a predicted model, not a curated record
GUAAAUUAUGUAAUUCAAGCCAGUGGAAGAAACAUUCAUUCUCUGGAGAAAAAGUGAAUACCUAAACAACUUUUAUUUUUGUUGUAGUUAGUGACUUUAAAGGCAUACCGAAUGAGGACGUUGGGGUUGCAUUACUACAUUCCGAGGUUUUACAGAGGCACUGAUUGGGGAUUAAAAGGCAUACACUUACGACAGUAUGUCACAAAACAUCGCCAUACACGAAACACUUUUUAUUAUGAAGUGCUAGGUGUCCAGUCUAGCGCCAGUCAAACCCAAAUCAAGAAAGCUUACAUUGACCUGACCAAAAUACAUCACCCUGAUGUAAGCGAUAGUGAAGAAUCUAGAAAGCAGUUUCAGUUGGUAUCUGAUGCAUACACCAUUUUAGGAAAUGUCCAUUCACGGAGAAUGUAUGACCGGGGUUUGAUAUCAGGAACUCAUCAUUCCUAUGGUCAAAAGCAAUCCCAGGCAGAAGAAGAAGAGGAAUUCGACCCAUUUAAAGUACCCCCUAAACCUGUUAAAACUGAUUUAGACAAAGUAACAAUGAAAGGUUACAAAGAAAUAACAGAUCAGAGGAUGACGGAAGCACGUUUAAAAGCUUUCUACAAGGAAAAAUUUGAAAAACAGCAAAAGAACAUUUAUCAACAGUCAAAUAAGAGUGCUGAACAUUACCGAGAGACCACUGGUGUGUUUCUAUUAUUGGCUGUGUCAGCAGGCUUACUAUACAAUUUUCAAAAAUACAUGCAAUCUUCUGGUCAACAAGGAAAUAAAAAGAAGACAAUAGACUGAUAUACAUGCAUAGUAAAUUAUCUUCAGCAUUGUGUGUUUCAGCUCUGGAAUUUUAU